Molecule: messenger RNA, 939 nt
Organism: Stegostoma tigrinum
Lineage: Eukaryota; Metazoa; Chordata; Chondrichthyes; Orectolobiformes; Stegostomatidae
Gene: acp1
Product: acid phosphatase 1
Exons: 6
Coding region: 17-571 (184 amino acids)
Biological process (GO): protein dephosphorylation
Cellular component (GO): cytoplasm
Molecular function (GO): acid phosphatase activity; non-membrane spanning protein tyrosine phosphatase activity
Source: RefSeq, a predicted model, not a curated record
GAGUGAGAAUGAAUGAAUGAAUGAACGAACAAACGGGGGCGGGGGUAACGGCUGCCGGUCCGUGCGCGCACCUAAACGUCUCUCAGCUCCAGCCGCCACCCAGCAGCGGAGGAUUGUUGGAGGGGCCGUGUGCGAGGGCAACAUUUGCCGAUCUCCAAUUGCAGAAGCUAUCUUCAGGAAACUGGUAACGGAUCGAGGCAUUACAAACAAAUGGAAAAUAGACAGUGCAGCAACAUCAACGUAUGAAAUAGGGAAUCCUGCUGACCAUCGGGGCCAGAAGUGUCUGAUGAAACAUGGCAUUACCACGAAUCAUAUUGCCAGGCAGGUAACCAAGAAUGAUUUCUUAACAUUUGAUUACAUGCUAUGUAUGGAUGAAAGCAAUUUGAGAGAUUUAAAAAGGAUGGCUGACAAAGUGAAGAACCUCAAAUCCGAAAUAAAGCUGCUUGGCUCAUUUGACCCACAGAAUCAUCUUAUUAUACAAGAUCCUUAUUAUGGAACUGAAGCAGAUUUUGAAGACGUAUACCAGCAGUGUUUAAGAUGUUGCACGGCAUUCCUAGAGACCACCACAUAACAAGUGCUGAGGGCUGUUUUAACAUAUUAGAAAAUUAAUCUUCCAUGAGUAAAAAUCUUGCCAAUAUUACUGUUUUCAAACUUUCAAAACUCAUCUCUGAAAAUGAAAUUAAAUAUUUUAGAAACUCACAUUAAUUUUGAAUGUUUCAUUAUUUACUUUACUCUGGAGAGGCAGUAGUUUUCCUUCAUUAAAGACACAUGAAUUUAAAGCAAAUUUGUGUUCAGACUUAUGGUUUGUUUUCAGGAAUUGCUAGUGAGAAGAAUUUCAGAAGAACAUUGCAUUGUUUUAAAAAUAAUUGUUGUCAACUUGUUUUGUUAUCGAAAAUUGACUUGUAUUUCAGAAAUAAUGAAUAAAUGCGCAUGACAAAA